Molecule: messenger RNA, 759 nt
Organism: Durusdinium trenchii
Lineage: Eukaryota; Dinophyceae; Suessiales; Symbiodiniaceae
Source: the annotation of a GenBank genome assembly
AUGGCUCUUUGUGGCGCUCUUUGCUUCACCGAGAAUUCCAGCACCCCUCGGCAAGGCAACGCUGAGGAUCGCGCGGAUUAUGCGAGCUUCCUGAUGAUUCAGAACUUGUUGUGCUUCACCAGCGGCCUGGUGAACGCCUUGACCAUCAUCGACAUGGGCAUGACGGUGUCUCAUCAGUCGGGCAACACGUCGCACACGGGACGUUUGAUCAUGGCGGGCGGCGCGAAGUUCGGCCACCUCUUGGCCACCUUCUGCCUGGGCUCCUUCUUUGCGGGCUACUCCAAGGCAGAUUGCGAGUUGAUCUACUCCGGCCGCUACUCCCCCAACCUCUUGGCCGCAGCCCUGGCCGUGGUGGCUGGAUGCAUGGUGCACUACUGCAAGGAGCACGGUGGUGCGGGCAACGACAACACCUCCGAAUGCUUGCUUUUGUUUGCCUUCUCCCAGGGCAUUCAGAAUGGCAUCACCCGCAGGUGCUUGUCGCUGCCCAUUUGCACCACCCAUUUCACGGGCUACCUCACUGAUGUGGGCACCGGUUUGGGCGUUUGGGCCCGAGCGUUGGUGAGCGGAGAGAACCCUCCCACCUUGCUGAAGGUGCUCCUGUUUGCCGCGGGGACCCUGUUCUUCUGCUUGGGCGGUGUGGCAGCCAAGGAGCUCCAUGGUCCUUACAACAUGCAGGCGGCCCUGAUCUCUGCCGGGCUCAUGGCUGCCGUGGCGGGCGGCUUGGUGCCAGUGAUCAAGGUGAAGAAGAGCUCGCCCUGA